Messenger RNA from Periophthalmus magnuspinnatus, 1494 nucleotides. Its product is annotated as collagen alpha-1(V) chain-like. The record is from RefSeq and is a predicted model, not a curated record. The transcript has 14 exons. Lineage: Eukaryota; Metazoa; Chordata; Actinopteri; Gobiiformes; Gobiidae. The coding region runs from base 11 to 745 and encodes 244 amino acids.
CCGAUCUGGGAUGUCCCGCUCUGAACUCCAGCGCUCUGGACAUGAGGAUCUGAAGAGGGCCCCUCAGAGGAGACCAUGGUGUUUGAUUGUAAUCGUGGUUUACCUCAUUCUACAAACAUCUCUGAAUAUCUUCCUCCUCUAUGAAGUUUUCACAUUGGAGUCGUCAGGGUCCAAAUCUGAUUUGUCAGGCAGUCCAGCAGACUUCCAGAGUUUAAUCCAGAACACCAGCCAGGAGACUCAGAGUCUGAGGGGACAACUGAAAACACUCAAGAACCAGGUGGAGAGUCAGUGUGGAGCCGACGGUCAGAUCCACAGACUUCAGACUGACCUGGUCCAGUUAAACUCCAGUGCACAGAGACUGGACUUGCGCAUCAGCCUCCAUUCAGGACCCCCAGGCCCCCCAGGACUCAAAGGUGAUGUUGGAUUUACAGGAACAAAAGGAGAACAAGGACAGGCUGGUGAACAAGGGUCACCUGGACCCCAAGGACCAACCGGCCCUGCAGGUCCUGCUGGUAAACAGGGACCAGAAGGAAAGGGAGAGCCUGGAGAGAUGGGUCCAAUGGGCACCAUGGGAAUCACAGGGUGGGAAGGUCAUUAUGGACAUCCUGGGGAUCCUGGACCAAAGGGAGAGAAAGGUGACACUGGAGAGACAGGCCCACCUGGACCACAAGGUGUCGCUGGUCCUAAAGGAGAUCCAGGUCCAGCCGGUUCACCUGGAGAGAAGAGUAACCAAACAGAAGCUUAGGUGUCGCUGGUCCCAAAGGAGAUCCAGGUGAACACUUAAGAAUAUUUUUUUCCACUGGUGAAUAGUUUUUACACAACCAGAUAACUGAGGAGCAGCUGCUGAUCUUUCAAAAAUGAAAUAGUAUAUGUUUGCUGAUUUUUGAUGUCUUUGUUUGCAAGAAUCAUCAUCAUCAAAUCAUUUUUUAUUUUUUUUUACUUUUCUACCAUGUUAUAACAUUGUUCCCUCAUCAAAAACAUGAUUGUAGAGGUUUCAGACGUCAUCCAUGCAUGUUUGAGUAAUCUGGAAAUCUCUCCGACCCGUCCUAGCUGUAAGAUUCUGUGCAAUGCUCCGCCCACAAGCCUCCGUCACCCAUGCUCCCACAGGACAAUUCUCCAUAAAUAUACAAAAACAUGAUACAAAACUGUACACAGCAGUAGUUUCUUUAGUGGGAUGCACGCUGAUUGUGUUGUGAUAGUGCUCUGAUGGAGGAGUGAUUUAGUGCAGAGAGCAAAGGAAGAGGAGACUCUUCAAAACAUUAAAAGGUAACAUGGUGGUCUAAAUAUGUUAAUAGUUAAUACAACAUAGAAGUUAAAAAACCCUCUUUAAGAAAUUGAAGAAUGGUCUAAAUAGCAAAUUACUACAAAAAAUAUACGCAUAACAUACUUUUAUCCUUUGAUAUUUGUCAUUAUUUAUAUCACUCCCAACUGUGCACUCUAAACACACUUCAGUCAGCGAGGCAACAUCAAUAACACAAGACUACAGCGCCAUCU